UAAAUACCUCGCUUACACAGUCAACAAAUAUUCAAUGCAAACUGCAUUGAAGCCUACGCGGUGUUGGCUCUGAGCUCAAACGUAAUCAGAAAUUCAUUGCCACACUUAGGAAGCGCUGACAAACCAAAACUAUGGAGCGAAACCUACACUCAUAUGGCGAUCGUAAUAAUUCAACGCAAACUAACUUAGUUCUGCUACCGUCAUCAGGCAGGGCGGACAGAGUUAUGUGAUCGCAAGAAAAAUCAGUUCAGUGGCCUAUUUGAAGAACUUUCUUAUCCAUUCCAAUCCCCUUAUAAGGAAGAGACAUGUCUAAGCCAACCGUCACAAAUUUUAGCAACAGAACCGGAAGCCCAUACAGUAAGGACAAAAAUGAUGGACAAGAAAGCAGAGUGCACGAAGAAGUCCUACAGAAGACAAGUCAUGAUAUACAGAGGGAAAAGAAUAACGAGUUACUCCAGAAAGUUAAUAAGAAAACAGCGGAAUAUCAGUCCAAGCAACCGAGUUCGGGUGUGUUCACUGAAGUCGUAGCUCAUGGUGCGUUUAAUUCUAAGAAAAAUGAGAAGGAGAAAUCACCUAAAAUUGAUCCACCAUCCACAAAAGCGAAUAAUGCAAACAGUUCGAAAUCUUUAAUAGGCUUUCCAUCGUCGGCUAAUGAUUUAGCACUAGACGCAAAAUCGGACCUCGAAUCAGAUCCGAACAUUUCCAAAGAGGUCAAAGAAAAGGUUAUAGAGAAGAUGUUUACAUUAGUGUCGAUGGUUCAACAUGCUUACGAAUCUAAAGUGAGGAUAAUGACAGAAUUCGAUAAAUUUAAGGAUACGCAUUUGAGGAAUGAAGUGCGAAGGGAAAGAGAACAUUCAGAGCAGUUGUAUAAGUUGAAUAUGAAUUUUCAAAAUGAGGUGAUCCAGUCUGUGCAGCAGUUGAGAAGCGAACUGGAUUUGACGAGGAACAUCUCAAAUAACGCAGAUGACUCAGGCGCAGUGAGUUUUAAGGACACUUCGCUAAAUUAUGAUUCUGGUAUCUCGACUCACGAUAUUAGUAACUCUGACGCAAUAAAUAGUGACGAGACGGAAAUAGCUAAGUAGUAUGUAUUUAGUAUUUAGUGUAAAUGUUACCGCUAAUGUGCGUAAACCACUUGGCACUGAGAUUAGCUUAUUAAUUCGCAGAUUAUUUGGUUGAGUCCGCUAAAGUGUGAUAGCUUGUUUCGUUUCCCAGAUUAACUAGUUAAUGUGAGAUGUUGGCUAAUUCUAUUGUACACAAUUUCUAAGCUAAAUUAAAUUGACAGAUCUAAAUCUAUUGCUAUCUUUUUCCGCAGGGAGCAUUAUGAAAGGGAUAACAAUAUAUUUAAACCAUUCAUUCUAGUUUAGAGUAGUGAUUGUUUACAACACACACUAGGAAAUGUGCGAUGUAAUUAUAAAAUGUAGUCUAAGAAUAAAUUAUCAUUUAUUUCGUAAGUGAUGCAUACAAUUAGGUCAAAUGUAGCCCAGAACAAGAUCUGAAUACUUCGAUUCCACACAGCCUUGUCUAUCCUGCACCUAAAGUGUUUUUGUAAAGCGUGGAGCCAGUAGCUUGCAAAAGAAGCCCUGAUUACAACUGAACAGAAAUGAAGGCUUUGUCUUAUAGUCUACGAAACCGAAUGGAGCGAGAGGGGAAGUGGCCAGCGUAGCAAGUCUCCAUUAUUCGUAGCGAAUGCAAGUUGAGUAGGUGAAAGUCAAUAAAGGGACAACGGAGCAAAUUUUCUGGCGUAGCACAUUCAUAAAACUUGACACCCUUGAAAGAAAUCGAUGAAUGAGUCUGAUUUCUUUACUACUACUACAAUAUUUUUACUUAACUAUAACUAUGCUCCGCGAUUAGUAUACGUUAAAGUGCGCAUUACCUAGUUAAAGUGUAGAAAUUCCCAACAUUAACUUCUGUAUUUUAGCGGUAACAUAGGUAAUAUAUUAGUUUACCUUAUUUUCGCAAUGAAUAAUUAUCAAAAUCAUUUGAGAAUUCAGGUCGAUUUAGAAAUAUUUGGUAGUCUGUAAGUUUAAAACAACUUAAUUAAAUAAAGUGAUUUUG
Messenger RNA from Maniola jurtina (meadow brown), 2055 nucleotides. RefSeq lists its product as uncharacterized. Lineage: Eukaryota; Metazoa; Arthropoda; Insecta; Lepidoptera; Nymphalidae. The record is from RefSeq and is a predicted model, not a curated record. Bases 306 to 1082 code for a protein of 258 amino acids. The transcript has a single exon.